Blumeria graminis f. sp. triticale is the source of this 777-nucleotide messenger RNA. NCBI's taxonomy places the organism in Eukaryota, Fungi, Ascomycota, Leotiomycetes, Helotiales, Erysiphaceae. The record is from the annotation of a GenBank genome assembly.
AUGGCAUCGCUAUCCAAUGUGGACGAUCAUGAAGAAAGCAACACCAAACAAGGAAGGUCAAAAGGUGAUGCGCAGCCUUCUCAAUUAGUCUCAUUCAACGCAUUUCAUCAUCUCAUGGCGCCUAAGCCGAAGAAGAGAUCACCGCACGUCUCCUGGCGAGAUGGACUAGGGCUCUACAUCAAUACGCCCGAAUCGCCUGCAGCUACGAGUCAAAUCCUCUUCUUGAACCCUGAAUUUGUCGGAAUCUGGGACUUGUAUCCCAAGGCCAGCGUUCACACUUUGUUGCUACCGCGUGCACCGCAUCUCUCGGCACAGCAUCCGAUCAAGGCACUCGAGUCACCCAACUUCUUGAUGUGCGUCCGCCAACAAGUUGCGCAACUCACGGAUCUAGUGGUGGCCGAGUUGCAGCGUAGGUAUGAAUUGGCGAACCCGGACAGAUCAGCGUCGCAGCAGCAAGCUCGCGACUGGCGGAGCGAGGUCAUGGCCGGCGUCCACUCUCGUCCAAGUAUGAAUCACCUUCAUAUCCACGUCUUGAGCGUCGAUCGCCACUCCAAAUGCCUCAAGCAUCGGAAACACUACAAUAGCUUUUCCACCGACUUUUUCAUCCCGAUUUCCGACUUUCCACUCGGCAGCGAUGAUCCGCGAAGACACCCGGAAAGAGAGGGCUAUCUCAACAGCGAUCUCAAGUGCUGGAGAUGCGGGAAGAUGUUUGGGAAGAAGUUUACUGAGCUCAAGAGGCACCUUGCUGAGGAGUAUGAGAAUUGGAUGAGACAGUAG